This is a messenger RNA of Apiotrichum porosum, 5919 nucleotides long. RefSeq lists its product as uncharacterized. Gene Ontology annotation, molecular function: RNA polymerase II general transcription initiation factor activity; chromatin binding; protein binding. The record is from RefSeq and is a predicted model, not a curated record. Gene Ontology annotation, cellular component: transcription factor TFIID complex. The transcript is spliced from 9 exons. Gene Ontology annotation, biological process: transcription initiation at RNA polymerase II promoter. The coding region runs from base 1 to 5919 and encodes 1972 amino acids. NCBI's taxonomy places the organism in Eukaryota, Fungi, Basidiomycota, Tremellomycetes, Trichosporonales, Trichosporonaceae.
AUGGCCGACGACGCUGUCCUCGAGGUAGACUUUGCAGGUGUUCUCACUGGCUCGGCACACCUCACGAUCCACCCGACCAACCCAAGUGUGCGCACCGUCUACCUACAUGCGUCGCCACUGCUUCAGAUCAACAAUGUCACUCUCUCCUCUCCAACACCCACCAACCCGCUCCUCGCUACGCCAGCGAGUUUUGCUCACUUGAACCCCUUUCAACCUCUUCCCGUCCGCGAGCCUCCCAUCGACAUCAGGAGUCACCAGGAGAUCAAGCGCAAGACAUGGGCGGCAUUGGGGGAGCGUGAUCAAGGAGAGCUGGCCAUCUCUGUCUCUCAUGGAUGGGUGCGGCUCGUGGAGACUCCCAGUGCCACCGGCGGCGCGCCGACAGUCAGCCUGGCGCCCAUCCAGAUCCAGAUCGACUACCAGCUCGUCGUCGGUGGAGACCAAAUCCCACACAUGUUCCUCUCGCCGACAACCUACGACGCUGCCCGCGUCUGGACACCUUGUGUCGACAGCCUGUGGGAACGAUGUACCUGGGAGCUGGAGUUUAUCGUUCCCCGUUACAUCGAGGGUGGCGAGCCCACAGGCGACAAUGACGCUUUCCCGAUCAUGGUGGUGGCCAGUGGCGAGCUCAUUGAACAAGUGACACAUCCGCACGACCCCCACAAGGUCAUCUUUUACUAUAUCCAGACGACUCCGGCCACUGUCCAGCACAUUACCUUUGCUGCUGGCCCAUUCGAGAUGCUCCAGGUGCCCACGGUGGCGGGCGGCGGCGAGUCGCAAAAGCCAAUUCUCGCGUUCUGCCUUCCCGGCCAACUGGACGAGCUCGCAACAUCGACGGCCUUCCUCGCCCGGGCAAUGUCGUUCUACAGUGCCGAGUACGGCUCAUUCCCCUUUAGCGCGUACAAGAUGGUCUUUGUCUCAAAUCCACGGUCACCGUCGUCCGUUGCCGUCACAAUGAGCGUCUUCUCAUCCGACCUUCUCUACUCGGACCGGGUCAUCGACCAGGCGAUCGAGACAAGACAGGUCUUGUCCGUAGCGCUCAUCCAGCAAUGGGUUGGCGUCAACAUUAUCCAGCGCACGCUCUCCGACACUUGGCUCGUCACGGGUCUCGCCCUCUACCUCCAUGGCUUGUUCAUGCGGCACCUCCUUGGCAACAACGAGUAUCGGUUCAGGUUGAAAAAGGACAUUGACCGCUGUGUGCACAUGGACCAGGGUGACCAACUGCCUCUGUGCCAGCCCGGUGUCAUUGACCCACCAUCGGCCAGUGCCAUGGCGUUCAUCAGCAUCAAGGCGCCGCUUGUUCUCCACAUUCUCGACAGGCACAUUGUCAAGUCGGGAACCUCCCUUGGUCUCUCGCGUGUCAUCCCCCGCGUCUUCCUUGCGUCGCUGUCCGAUGACCUUUCCGGCAACAUGAUCUCGACAGGAUACUUUUUCCGUCUUUGUCGCAAGUUGUCGGGUAUGGACCUGCUGUCCUUUAUGGACCAGUGGAUCUACGGUAGUGGUUGCCCACACCUUACCAUCAGGACCAACUUUAUUCGCAAAAAGUUCCUGGUCGAGUUUAACGUGACGGAGCACCUCCCGGCCAUGCAAGCGACCGAGGGGUUGGAUGCGAAGAGCAAGGAGAAGUGGCUUGCGCACAAACGACCGACUGCCUUCUUCGACGGCAGUUUGACUGUGCGUAUCCACGAGGCAGAUGGGGCACCGUUCGAGCACCUUGUCGACAUUAAAACCGUCAACAAGACCUUCCCUCUUCCUUUCAACACAAAGUACAAGCGUACUCGUCGAUCGGGUCACGUCGCGGCGCGCUUCAGCAAACUGCAAGACGUCCUGGCCCAGGCCGAAGAUAACGACGACGCCGAGGUCGAGGAGUUGCGAGACAUGGAGCGCGGCGAAGUAUUCGCCUACCCGCCAUGGGACGAGGAGGAGGAGCGCCGCAAGUGGCGCGUCCACGACUGGAGUGAGGAAGAAGCCGGCGCGAUGCUGGGAGAAGGUGGUGGCUACGAGUGGAUCCGUGUGGACCCCGACUGCGAAUGGCUCGCCCACUUUGAUAUCCAGGAGAAGCCAUGGUACUGGAUCAGUCAGCUCCAGGGCGACCGAGAUGUUGUGGCUCAGCUUCAGGCUAUCCAGCGCAUGACCAUGUACCCAUCGCCCGUCAUUGCGAGUGAGCUCGCACGAACAGUGCUGGUGGAAAAUUACUACUACCGCGUGCGAAUGGAAGCAGCAAGGGCACUGGCAGCCUAUAACUCGUCCGAAGCAGACUACAUGGGUCUCUUCCUCUUGACCAAGCUGUUCCACGUCUUCUUCUGCCACCCGGCUGACGAGGAGGACCCAGUGAACGCCCAAGCGUAUCCGCUGCCGAACGACUUUUCCAACUUUGCCAACUACUUCCUGAAGAAGAGUAUGGUGACGGCCCUCUCAGAGAUGCGCGACCCAGCAACACGUAUGGUUUGGCGCAACGUUCGCAAGCUGCUGCUCAACGUACUUCGUUACAACGACAAUGGCUCCAACGACUUUUCCGACUCGCAGUACCUCGCCACUGUGAUUUCUGCAGUCGGAAGCGCGUUUGCGGCUGGCGUCAACUUGCCCGGUGUCAUGGUCAGCGAAGAGGACCGCGAGGUUGACCGCCAGCUCUACAAGGAGGCGUCGGACGCCAACGAGCGUGCCAUGACGGUUGACCGUCUUGUGCCCAGUUACCACAAUGUGGUCACUCAGGCCGGACUGCAAGCACAGCUCAAGUCGAUUCUGGUCGGCCAGCGCACCAACGACCCGAGGAGCUUCCUCAGCUACACUCGCGAAGGCAACUAUGAGCCUCUGCGAAUGUUGGCUUUUGACUGCCUGUUGCUGGCCAAGCCUCCUGGACGAAGCAUGGCUCUGGCACAGUACCUCUUCGAGGUUAUCCGCCACGACCACUCUUUGACUGUCCGCCGACAUGUGGCUCGUGCCCUUUCCGAGUCGAUCCUCGUCACCCUCGCCGUCGGCGAAGUAUACAUGUCUGUCGCCCCGGGAGUCGUCGAGGUCAACACGGACUCGAACGAGCAGCGCGAAAAGGAGCGUGAGCAGGAGCAGGCCAAGAUUGUCAAGGCGCUGCGCAAGGAGUUCAACACCAAGCCCGAGAUGCGGCAGAUUGUUCAAGAGGCUCUCAUGGACGCGUUCAUCAGCAACGACAACGAGAUCCUGUUUGCCCUCAUUAAGGCUGCCGAGGUGAUGAGCAGUGGUACUCCAGAGCCCAAGCCUGGUGCCCUCAUCACUCUGUCGACGCCAGUGGCUGAGACUCCGACAAGCGCGGCACCAAAGAUCCGACUCAGCCUGGCUCCUCCCAGCGCCGAGCCCAAGGCGGCCGAGGCUGCAGACUAUGGCUUCCCUCGUGUGGCUGUUUCGUCACCAGACGUGAUGCCUCCCAGUACCCCCAUCAAGCUUGUGCUCAACCCCGCCGCGCCGCCCAAGGAGAAGAAGAAGAAGAACCUUCCCAAGGCCCAGAAGCGUGGUCUGUCGGACCAAGACUUCAAGACCAUCACCAUUAUCCUGCAGAAACUGGCCACCGACAAGCGCAGUGUCUUCUUCCGCCAGCCCGUCGACCCUAUUCGCGACCAGGCGCCAGACUACUUUGUCAUCGUUUCUCAGCCUAUGGACUUGUCGACUGUUCGCGCCAAGUUUGACAGCGGCAUGUACACCACACGCAAGGACUUUGAGGAGGACAUUCGCCUGCUGGUCCGCAACUGCUUCCUCUACAACCCUGUCGGCUCUCCGGUCCGCAAGGCAGGCGAGAUCUUUGAAAAGUACUUCAACUCUGUUUGGGCAAAGACCGAAAACACGCUGAAAUCGUCAAUGGCUCCGGCACCGUCGGUUUCCAAGCAAUCCGUCCCUGCUCGUUCUGGCGCUGCGGUGCCAUUGGCAGCGUCUGGCUCUGGUUCUGGAUCUGGCUCCGGAUCUGGCUCUGGUCUCAUGCCACCACCUCCCAUUCCGCCUACUGGUGCCGCGCCCAUGCGCAUCAAGCUCAAGCCGUCCAAGUCUGUCACGAUCGAGGUUCCUGGGUCUUCUUCUGCAACCUCACCGAUGGCACCACCUCCUGUUCCUCCGCAAAAGAAGGAGAAGAAGGCUCCAAAGGAGAAGGAGAAGGGCAAGGACAAGGACAAGGACGAGGACAAGGAUGCCUCGCCUGUCAAGGAAAAGCCUGCCAAAAAGAAGCGCGAGGCGAAAGAGUCGAGUUUGCUGGACGAUCUCCUCGGUGCCGAGGUCGACGCCAUGGACAGUGGGCGCGCCCCAGACCCGUUCGAAGACUUGCUUGGACCGACGCCGCCCAUCAAAAAGGUCAAGCUUAACCCCAAGUCGUCUACGUCGAGUAAUUCCUCGUCUGCCACACCACCACCGGAGCGCUUUGAGCCCAAGGGAGUGGCGGUCAAAAAGGUCAAGACCAAGGCGUCGAGCGAUAAGGUGUCGUUGAGCUUCAAGCCACCUGCAGAAUCGGCGUCGUCACCCUCAGCGUCGACUACCAAGGUCAAGGCCUCAGGCGAGCCUUCAAUGAAGCUCAAGCUGUCGGCAUCGAGCGACUCGUUGAAGUCGAAGCCUGAGAAACCUGAGAAGGCGGAGAAACCUCCGAAGAUCGACAAGGCCCCGAAGAUCGACAAGGCUCCGAAGGCAGACAAGUCGUCGAAGGCUGACAAGGGCGACCGUGCUGAGAGGUCGGACAAGUCUGAAAAGGCGCGCUCGAGCGAGUCGUCGUCAAAGAGUAGCAAGUCUGGUGAGUAUCCCUACAAGAGCAAGUCAAGCGAGGUCUCCUCUAAGUCGCGACCAGACGACUACUCCAAGUAUGGAGAGUCAUCAUCGUCCAAGGGCAAGUCUAGCGACAAGCCGCGGUCCAGCGACGCGUCCAAGCCCCCGAGCAUCACGUUUUCGACAAAACCAAAGGCAAGCGACAGCUCGAGACCCCCCAAGUCGAGCGACUCAUCCAGGCCACCCAAGUCGAGCGACAAACCAAAGUCCACCGACUCGUCCAGGGGCAAGAGUUCGUCCGACUCGUUCAAGCCUCGUGUCACCAGCGAGCCCAAGCGCUCAGACUCGCCGACCAAGAGGUCUGCUUCACCUACCAAGCUUUCCACCAUGUCGUCGUCGUCGGGUGCCGGUCCGUCGACGUCGUUUGCGUAUGUACCACCAGCGGUCCCAGCUGCGUCGACCUCUGCGGCUCCAGCCCCCGCCGCUGCUCCCCUCGCCUAUGGUGCCGUGGUGUGGCCCAAGCCGCCCUCCGACUUGCCGCAGACAGCGUCCAACAAUAUGCCGUUCCGCUCCAAGAGGGCCAAGACCAUGAUCCAGUCGCUCAUCAAGGACGUCAACGCCAUCUACUUUUUGCGGCCUGUCGACCCUAUCCGCGACGGGUGUCCCACAUACUAUGAUGAGAUUCGACACCCCUCGGAUUACCAAACGGUCACGCGCAAGGUUGACUCGAAGAAGUACCGCACCAUGGGCGAGCUUGCCCGAGACAUUGAGCUCAUCUUUGCCAAUUGCCGACAGUUUAACCCGCCUGGUGCCAUUACGGACAUGGCAGGAGCCAACGAGGCGCUGUUCUGGAAGGAAUGGGCCAAGGCAGCGUCGUCCAGGCUCAAUGCCGAGGAAAAGAAGGCCUUGCUUGCCCUGGUCAACCGCGCACUCAAGGACCCCGUCAGCUUUAUUUUCCGCGAGCCUGUCGACCCCAUUGCAUUGCAGAUCCCACAGUACUUUGAGAUUAUUCCGCCAGAGGACGCGCGCGACCUGUCGCUGGUCAAGAACAAGCUGGACCGUGGGGGUUACUCGACGGCGCGACAGGUGGACGAGGAUGUCGAGCUCAUGCUGGAGAAUGCGCGCAUUUUCAACGGCGAGGGUCCUAUCAUGGACAUUGCCAACACGUUUGGGCAGUGGUGGAAGCAACAGAGGAGCAAGUUGGACGUGUAA